UUGUGAUGCGGUCAGUUGUACAGAAACGCCUAGUUAUAGUAGUCUAUACCGAAAUUUGCAAGUCGGAUUUCUUUAGAAUUCGGGUCAAAUGGGCCGUACGAGAAGUCAGAAAAAGACUGGACCGGCUUACGUUCAAAAUGGUACACGCAACCAAGGGUCAGCUAAGCGUUCUGCAAGUUGUCUUAUAGCUGCACAAGAAAGUUCUAACGGGAAAAGAAAGGUUUUGCGGACGAUGCCGCCAGUGAAAUCUCCGAAUGGUGACGGGGGCGAGCCCCUGGAUUCGGUCGCAGGAAAGGCCUCCGCCGCUGCCGCUGCCGCUGCCGCUGCCGCUGUGGCGGGGUCGCCGAGGCACUUUCGCUUCACUGAUAUCAUGGAGAAGAAAUUGAAUGGCGGAACGUGGACCGAAGAUGAGAUAAAAUGGUUCAUCUCGGAAAUAGUGAAAGAGAAUGGAACAAUUGAAGCUAGUCAAAUUGGGGCCUUCUUGAUGUGUACCUUCAUUAAGGGGUUGAACGCAGAGGAGACGGCCUGCCUCACGAAGGCCAUGAUGCUGAGUGGUGAUACCCUGAGCUGGCCUAAGGAGUGGGAGGAUAAACUGGUAGACAAGCAUUCUACCGGUGGAGUGGGCGACAAAGUGAGCCUCAUCCUCGCCCCUGCUCUGGCUGCCUGUGGGAUGAAGGUACCGAUGAUUUCAGGGCGCGGCCUGGGCCAUACCGGGGGCACCUUGGACAAGCUGGAGUCUAUCCCUGGAUACACCGUCCACCUCCAAUCAGAGCGGAUGCGGAAGAUCAUGGAGGACGUGGGAUGCUGCAUCUGCGGUCAGACGGCCAAUCUCGUCCCUGCCGACAAGAUUCUCUACGGUAUCCGAGAUGUCACGAGUACCGUGUCAAGCUUGCCUCUCAUCACAGGCUCUAUCAUAUCUAAGAAGGCAGCAGAGAGUGUGAAUGCUCUGGUGCUGGACGUCAAAGUGGGCAAGUCUGCCAUCUUCUCUCAGGAUGAAACGCUUGGGAGGGAAAUGGCUACAUCAUUGGUUAAGGCCAGCAGCAUGCUCGGGACGAAGUCUACCGCCCUCAUGACGAGGAUGGACAACCCGAUCGGUUGCUGCAUAGGAAACACCCUUGAGGUCGCCGAGUCCAUCCAGUGUCUCCGUGGAAAGGGGCCAACAGACCUUCGCACACUUGUAGAGGAAUUAGGUGGAUGUCUGAUUGACUCUCUUCUUCAAGGCACCUGCAAUGGCAAACAACAGAUUUCAGACACCCUUGAUAAUGGAACAGCCCUGGCCAAAUUCCAGGACAUGAUUAUAGCCCAGGGUGUCGAUGGGUGCCUGGCCAAACGGCUCUGCGGGCUACCCAUGGACAACAUUGAUGAGGUCUGGCAAGUUCUAAAGAAGGCUGAAAACAAGACCCAGCUGAAGGCGGAGAAAACAGGCUAUAUCUCCAGCAUCAACUCACUGGAGUUGGCCAAAGUGUGCCUGGAACUAGGAGCUGGACGAGCCGUUGCCACGGCAGCCGUUGACCACUCUGUUGGGGUCAAUCUGCUGGCUCAUGUGGGGUCACAUGUCAAGAAAGGAGAGUCCUGGGUCACUGUGUACCACCAGGCUUCGGACUUCACUGAGAAACUAUCCAACAGACUUCAGGCUACCCUUGAGUAUUCAGACCAUCCAGUCUCAGUCCCAAACAUUGUCAUUGAUGUUGUCAGGCCAUCCUAAGACUCCCAUUACUUUCUCGAUCGAACACUUGAUCUGGCAACAUUUUCUUCAGGACUUCAUUUGUAAGAGAUAUUGGGUGAAUGCUAAACUGCAAUUGGGUGCCGGUACUCUUUUAUUGAGCUAUCACAUUCCUUUCUAGUGGCCUAAUAUUCUGGCUAAUGUAUAUAGCUUAGAGAAACGUAGUGGUAUGAAAAGACCUGGUGCAUGGAACGCAAAAUAGAUAAUAGUUGAAAAUCACUAAUACUGAUGUAGAAUUUGAACCGUAUUCACGAUCAUCAGGACAGUUAGCUUGUAUACCUCAGCUACCCUUAGUAGACACUAUAAACAUGACAGACAAAGAAAGAGGACAAAAUAUACAGUUCCUCAGGUAGACAAAGGAACAUCACUUCACUGCUAUUAUG
Molecule: messenger RNA, 2106 nt
Organism: Strongylocentrotus purpuratus (purple sea urchin)
Lineage: Eukaryota; Metazoa; Echinodermata; Echinoidea; Camarodonta; Strongylocentrotidae
Gene: tymp
Product: thymidine phosphorylase
Exons: 8
Coding region: 89-1705 (538 amino acids)
Biological process (GO): pyrimidine nucleoside metabolic process; pyrimidine nucleobase metabolic process
Cellular component (GO): cytosol
Molecular function (GO): pyrimidine-nucleoside phosphorylase activity; 1,4-alpha-oligoglucan phosphorylase activity
Source: RefSeq, a predicted model, not a curated record